AUGCCAAUCCCACCUCGACCCAUCCCAGUCCAUCACCCCCGCCACCCCCACCACGCCCGCCAAACGAAACCUAAACCAGGUUCUUCUGUCCCUCGUAAAUCAGGUAUAACCUCGUCAUCUCUCGAGUGGAGAGCGGAAAUAGCCUUGCUCAAUGAACUAGGUCCGAGGUCUGUUCCUCUACCUCUCCAUUUGAGUGGGAAUGGGAAUGGGAAUAGUAAAGGGGUAAAGAUGAUACACAAGAAAGACAAUGAGAGUGAGAAGGAUACAAAAGAAGGAGAAAUGGAGGGAAGGAGAGAAGUAGGGUUGAAGGAAUUGAUUGACGAUGGACGAGGUAAGAGGGAGAAGAGAGCUACUACAGCUACAACACUUGGAUUCGAUUUUAUACCCAACCCUACCAUCUUGACAUUACCCGAUAUCGAUACCGAUUCUUCUCCCAACAAGAAGAAAUCUUCCUCGUUAUUGACCAUAUCUAAAUCAUCACCCAUCGGACCCUCUUCAUCACCUUUGGAAAAUACACCACUCACACCUGGAUUGUUGCCCCAACCUUCCUCUUCGCCCGAACCCGGACCCGAGCUGGAAGAUGAAGAUCAAGAAGAUGAUUGGGAGUAUAUCCCUUCGUUAUCAUCGCAAAGAAGCGUUGUUGAUAACGACGAUGAUCAUGAUAUCAUUAUCUUAGGGGAAUUGGAACUGGAAGAUGACGGAGAUCUCAGGGGCUGCAAUAGCAAGAUGGGAAAGAAGUAUAAAGACAUUAAGAAGAUUAGUUAUGCUGAUAUUUUGGGUAAUUAG
This is a messenger RNA of Kwoniella botswanensis, 786 nucleotides long. RefSeq lists its product as uncharacterized. The record is from RefSeq and is a predicted model, not a curated record. Bases 1 to 786 code for a protein of 261 amino acids. The transcript has 2 exons. NCBI's taxonomy places the organism in Eukaryota, Fungi, Basidiomycota, Tremellomycetes, Tremellales, Cryptococcaceae.